Hemicordylus capensis (graceful crag lizard) is the source of this 3773-nucleotide messenger RNA. It is a transcript of the gene FKBP9, whose product is annotated as FKBP prolyl isomerase 9. Gene Ontology annotation, molecular function: peptidyl-prolyl cis-trans isomerase activity; calcium ion binding. The transcript has 10 exons. NCBI's taxonomy places the organism in Eukaryota, Metazoa, Chordata, Lepidosauria, Squamata, Cordylidae. Bases 114 to 1865 code for a protein of 583 amino acids. The record is from RefSeq and is a predicted model, not a curated record.
CUCUCCACGUUUGCAGCUUUGGGAAGCCGGGACUUCAACGGAGGACCUCCUGACCCCCUCCUCCUCCUCCUCUCCUCCUCCUCGAGUCGCGCUCAUCUCUAUCUCUUGCUGCUAUGGAAGAGCCCGGAAUGCCGCCCGGCCGGAGGAGACACCGCCGCCGCCGCUGCUGUUCGCCGCUGCUCGUCGCCCUGCUGGUGAGCUGCGUGGCGUGUCAGGCUCCGCCGGUGCCGGCAGGGGAGUGGGAUGGCAAGGAUGUGCUGGUCGAGCGCAGCUCUGUGCCCAAGCAGUGUCCUCGUACCGUGCACUCCGGCGACUUCGUGCGCUACCAUUACCACGGCACUUUCCCGGACGGCAACAAGUUCGAUUCCAGCUAUGACAGGGGUUCCACAUUCAACGUGUUUGUGGGGAAAAGCCAGCUGAUCCCAGGAAUGGACAAAGCUCUAAUUGGCAUGUGUGUGAAUGAGAGGCGAUUUGUGAAAAUUCCACCCCAUCUUGGCUAUGGGAGUGAAGGAGUCUCUGGUGUAAUUCCUGCAAAUUCAGUGCUUCACUUUGAUGUGCUCUUGAUUGACCUUUGGAAUUCUGAAGACCAAGUUCAGAUUCAAACUUACUACAAGCCAGAAAAUUGCACAAGAACAGUUCAGGUGUCCGAUUUUGUGAGAUACCAUUACAAUGGGACAUUUUUGGAUGGAACACUGUUUGACUCAAGUCACAAUAGGAUGCGAUCAUAUGACACCUACGUGGGAAUUGGUUGGCUAAUCCCUGGUAUGGACGAGGGUCUCCUUGGAAUGUGUGUAGGAGAAAAGCGCAUAAUCACAGUACCUCCUUUCCUAGCAUAUGGAGAAGACGGAGAUGGUAAAGAAAUUCCUGGUCAGGCUUCUCUUGUCUUUGAUGUGGCUCUUCUAGAUCUUCACAACCCCAAAGAUAGCAUCACUGUUGAGCAGCAGUAUGUGCCUGAAUCCUGUGAGCGAAAAAGCCAAGUUGGGGACUUCCUCAGAUAUCAUUACAAUGGAACACUUCUGGAUGGCACAUUAUUUGAUUCCAGUUAUUCACGGAACAGAACUUAUGACACCUACAUAGGGAAAGGUUAUGUGAUUGCUGGGAUGGAUGAAGGCUUGCUUGGCAUUUGCAUUGGAGAGAAGAGGCGAAUAACUAUCCCACCUCACCUUGGCUAUGGCGAAGAGGGAAGAGGGAAUAUUCCGGGCUCUGCAGUGUUGGUUUUUGCCAUUCAUGUGAUAGACUUCCACAACCCUUCAGACUCUGUUGCCAUUACCACCCAUUAUAAACCUACUAACUGCUCUAUACUGAGCAAGAAAGGUGAUUACUUGAAGUAUCACUACAAUGCCUCACUCCUCGAUGGUACUUUGUUAGACUCAACGUUUAGCCUUGGCAAAACUUAUAAUAUAGUUCUAGGAUCUGGACAAGUUGUGUUGGGAAUGGAUAUUGGUCUCAGAGAUAUGUGUGUUGGAGAGAAAAGAACAGUUAUUGUUCCACCCCAUCUUGGUUAUGGAGAAGCUGGUGUUGAAGGAGAAGUCCCUGGUAGUGCUGUAUUAGUUUUUGACAUUGAACUACUCGACCUAGUGUCUGGAUUACCAGAAGGCUAUAUGUUUGUAUGGCAUGAUGAAGUUUCUCCUAAUCUCUUUGAAGAAAUUGACAAGGAUAACAAUGGAGAGGUUAUUCUGGAAGAGUUCUCGGUCUAUAUCCACGAGCAAGUCAAUUCUGGCAAAGGAAAAUUAGCUCCUGGCUUUGAUUCUGAAGGAAUUGUGAAAAAUAUGUUCAGCAACCAGGAUCGAAAUGGAGAUGGCAAGAUUACUGCAGAAGAAUUCAAACUGAAAGACCAGGAGCCAACAGUGCAUGAUGAACUGUAGAUUAGUUUUUAAAUAUUUUUUUUAUGAGCUGAACUGCUGUUAUGAUGUAUGCACCAUAGAAGCGGUUUGAAAUGUGUAUGUGUGCACACUUAAACUGAGGACAAUGGAAAGGAAUACCCAUGUCUCUGUAUAUGUGAAGUAGUAUCAGUAUACAGUAUCUCUGUAUGUGUGAAGAGAUCAUUAUACAGUGGAAGAUGCUUCCUGUGGCAUUUUUAUUAUAAAAUAUGAAGUGCCUCAAAAUUGGGUUUUUUUUAAAAUGCACAUUCCAUGUAUAGUGAAAUACAGCUUUUGUGGCACAUUGUGGAGAUAUGGAAGUUUAUGAUGGAUUUCCUAUGAAGUACAAACUUCUCUCAAAAACAUGCCUGUAUUUUGGCACUGUGCUCCGUUGUUUUGAAACCAUACCAUGGCACCAAAGUAACUGAGCAUAGAUCGUACACCUUAAGAAAGUGAGCCUCCUGUUUGAAACAGACUCCAAAUCUAAGCUCAGUUACUACUCCUGGAUAAAGGCAAGGAAUCCUGGGUCUAGUACUAUGGGAUCUACUUUACCACCUGUUUUGACAGCCAGUGUCCUACUCUGAUGUACUUUUUAAUAAGCUUUAUAGGUAUCCAGGAUUCAGCCUUUCCUACAUAUUUCAGUUGUAGUUAAUAAUACAAAAGACAUCCUGUCAAAUUACAAGAAGUCUGCAGUAGAGGGUUAAUUAUUUACAAACACAAAUUCCUCUUUCCCCCUGCUCCUGUUCUUUGAAAUAUGUACAUAUUGCAAAAAGAAAGCUGGUAUCAGUAGGAGGAAAAGAGAUGCUGAAAUAUGCAUGAUGACAUAUUGUUACUCCACAAACAACAUAUUGUUACUCCAUCUAUUUUGGUGUAAUUAGUAAUCCUCAGAGUAAAGAAUUCUUAUAAGUGGUCUUCAAAGAGCAUCUCAGGCCCAGUCUGUAAAAACACUGUAAAUGUGGUCAAAUAUUUAAAUUGAGAGCAUAAAUUAGACAAAAGUGACCUCUACAAAGCUUGGUGGCAUAAGGACAGUGGCUUACAUACUACCUAGUCAUCCCCCCACCCGCUCAUUGUAAGCAAGAUGUGCAUACACCACAAUGUUCUGCUCAAAAGCACAUGGAUGCUGGUUGUUUAAGCAGGGCAUCUCCAGGUCGACUAAGCACAGUGUCAUUGCUCUUCCAACCCUGCUCCCAGUAUUCCUAAUAGAAGCAAUGUUGGAUCAGUGAUAAAGCUGUACUUAAGAGGCUCAGAGGUGUCCUGCCAGUGCUUGUGUGCUUUAGAAUACUAUAGCCUGUAUGCAUAAGGAGUCUGCAUGAUCCACAACUGAAGCACUAGUUCAGGAUCAUGGAGAGUGGAGCAGGAGCUUUAAGAAGAGCCACCCCAUGCAGCUUCUUGCUGGGGCAACACUCACCCCAAGUUCCCCACCACCACCAUGGAGCAUCAGCAUGAAUAUGGCAUCAGAAUGUGUGUGGGCAUCAUUUAUGUGGUUAGCAUGGCGUUGCUGACCACACAAAUGGUGCCUGCACAUGCACAGAUGCAAUGUGCAUGCUGUUGAGCGCCACCCCAACAGGAAGGUUCAUGGGGUGGCAGAGAGCAGAUAAAGACCUGCUCUGAUCUUUCUUAAAGCUCCCACUCCCCACAGCACCAAACCCGUUCAUGCACACCCCUAAUGUGCAUUUCACUUAGAAUGUCAGGGACUGUGUCCUACAUAAGCCUGACACUAAUGGAAAUGAAUAGUGUUGUUCCUGGUGUAGAGAUAGACCUCCUUUCUUUAACUGUAUGAAUGGUGCUAGUUUUAAAUUUCAGCAAGCAAGUUUUGUAUUUUUUAAAAUACACUUUUUAAUUCUAAUAAUGCCAUGAGGAUUGUCAAUUGUGAUAAAAUUCUGGUAUUUUUAUUAAAUAAAAUAUUGACAAAUA